This is a messenger RNA of Cataglyphis hispanica, 2011 nucleotides long. It is a transcript of the gene Srp68, whose product is annotated as signal recognition particle subunit SRP68. Gene Ontology annotation, cellular component: signal recognition particle, endoplasmic reticulum targeting. The record is from RefSeq and is a predicted model, not a curated record. Lineage: Eukaryota; Metazoa; Arthropoda; Insecta; Hymenoptera; Formicidae. Gene Ontology annotation, biological process: SRP-dependent cotranslational protein targeting to membrane. The coding region runs from base 88 to 1803 and encodes 571 amino acids. Gene Ontology annotation, molecular function: 7S RNA binding; signal recognition particle binding; endoplasmic reticulum signal sequence receptor activity. The transcript has 3 exons.
CAGUGCAAGCACUUGACAAGACAUGAGGAUGAGGACAUGUUUUUUUAGGAAGAUUGAUGAAUAUUGAAUACAUUAAUAACGAGCACGAUGGUAGUCGAAGAAAAAGUGGAUUCUUCGAAGGAAAAUCAGACACAGGAUGGGGUGAAAGAGCCGAAAACGUAUUCCUUAGAGAUUUUAAAAAUAAUCAAGGAAGCGCAGCAGCAACAUGGGUUGAGACACGGUGAUUAUCAGCGGUAUCGCGGUUACUGCUCGAGAAGACUUAGAAGAUUGCGAAAAGUAUUGAAAGUGCCACAAGGUGAUAGACGUCAUUUUAAGAGGAAAGACAUCACUCCAGUCAUGAUCAGUGAGGACAAAUUCUUGCAAGUGCCUUUGGUAAUGGCUGAACGUGCUUGGAGCUAUGCAAUGCAACUACGCCAGGAAUCCAACACAGAGCCAAGAAAGAAGUUUCAUCUGGUAUCAAGGCUAAAAAAGGCAGCUGCGUAUUCUAUACAAUUGCAAGAUUUGAUAGAGAAUAUAAAUUGCGAUGCGCGUACAAAGCUGGAAGCUCAAGCAUAUGUGGCUUGGAUGAACGGUUCCUUGCAGUUUGAGUUGCAACUGUGGAAACAGGCCAUGGAAAAUUUGCAGAAGGCGCAGGUGGUAUAUGGUAACCUGGCGUCCGCGCUGCCGGAAUUAGAGCAAGUCGUGUAUAAGGCGCGCGUCGAGGAAUUAGCGCCCAGUCUCAGAUAUUGCGCGUAUAACAUUGGAGAUACCAGCGCCAUGGACGAUCUCAUGCAGAUGCGCGGGCAAUUGAGCGGCGAACUAAUGGCCAGUCUAGAUUCUUUGAUAGCUCAGACGCGUGAGAGACAAGUCAAUACCGAGGAAGUAACAUGGCGCGGAAAAUCUUGUGGUACGGUGCCAUCGAGAGCAGCUGGUUUGAUCAUCGCGGAUUCCAGACUAAAUCAAGCUCUGGAGAAGGCCGCCACAAAUCAAGCGAAGAUCGAUUUACUGGAGGCGCAUCUGAUAGACUGCAAAGACGCUCUGUCGGUAGUGCGCGAUCAUUUCAAGAACGAGUUGAAAAAUAAGGAAAACGACAAAUGGUCGGCUCCGCAGCAUUUGAUAAACUAUUUGCAGUACAUUCGAUUGUCUCGCACGUUGGAGCGGAAUUUGGCAUUGGUAAAAGCGGCCGAGGAAUCGGAGAAAGCCAAGCCGCAGGACAUAGUGCGUCUGUAUGAAGCGGCGUUAUACAAUGUCGUAGAGAUAUCUCAGCUGCAGGACGAUACAGAAUUUGUGCAGGAACAGGAGGCGAAAACGAAAGGCUACAGGGCUUUUAGAUGUUUCUAUGUAGCCCAAAGUCUCGCCAAUCAACAUCGUUGGCGUGAAGCUAUGGCUAUGUAUCAGAGAUCAUUGCAACAUGUUAAAGAUGCACUUAAAUAUGACAAUAUUCUUCCAGCCGCACUGAAAGAAGCUUUGUGCAAGCUGGAAACUUCCGUAGAGGUUGCGCAGUAUUCUGCUCAUGCUCACAGCGUUUUGGAGGAUGGUCAGGAAGAGGAAGGUGGAAUCAAUAAACUUGCCAAAAGCAAGAAACCGCUGUACGAACGUUUGCACGAAUACAGGGAGGAUCCCGCGCUUCUUACGAAGCAACCGAAUGUCUACAAACUGCCACCGCCGAUGCGUAGCAUUCCGUGCAAGCCUCUGUUUUUCGAUUUGGCCUUUUUCAUGGUCGAGUUCCCGGAAUUGGCACACAAAAUGGGCGAUCAAGCUAAAAAAGGACAGGCUGGGCUCACUGGCUUUGUCAAAGGUCUCUGGGGUUGGGGAAAUAAAUGAAUAUUCUCUAUAUAGUUCUAUAUGCUCAAUAUACAUAUAAGAACUUUGGAUACAUCAUAUAGAAAGUACUGUCGUGACACUACUGUUUUCUGCUGUCUUUCUAAUGUCAGCCCAGAACAAUUUAUUCCAAAUGCAAAUAAAAUUUGCGUUAUAUCACUGAAAGCAAAAAUAAAACGGAAUACUUGAUGAAUGUUUUCAAAUCAGGAAA